Molecule: messenger RNA, 1762 nt
Organism: Anoplopoma fimbria (sablefish)
Lineage: Eukaryota; Metazoa; Chordata; Actinopteri; Perciformes; Anoplopomatidae
Gene: snx15
Product: sorting nexin 15
Exons: 7
Coding region: 65-1231 (388 amino acids)
Molecular function (GO): phosphatidylinositol binding
Source: RefSeq, a predicted model, not a curated record
AGGAGGAGAAGCUGCAGCAUUGACUGUUGUGUUUUCUGCCUCUGAAACACGCUGAUUUUUUAUCAUGUCACGAAAACCCAAAGAUGAAUACUACCGUUUCUUUACCGUGACCGACCCACGCACACACGAGAAGGGACACACCGAGUACAAAGUGACAGCAAGGUUUGUCUCCAAGCGUCAUCCAGAAGAUGUGAAGGAGGUGGUCGUGUGGAGGAGGUUCUCGGAGCUGAAGAAGCUCCAUGGGGAGUUGGCCUACACUCACAGGAACCUGUUCAGGAGACAGGAGGAGUUUCCGUCUUUUCCUCGAGCACAAGUUUUUGGAAGGUUUGAUGAGGCCGUGAUUGAAGAAAGGAGGAAUGCCACCGAGGCCAUGCUUCUGUUCACUACCAGCAUACCUGCACUCUACAAUAGUCCACAGCUCAAGGACUUCUUCAGAGGCGGUGAAGUCACAAGGCCUCUGGAUGCCGCUCCUCUGUCCUCUGCCGGGCCCCUGCCUCCCCCUCUCAUCCCCCUCCCCAAGCGGAGGGACUCAGACUGUGAACCAGCAGAGGAGGAGGAGGGGAUGGAGGCUCCGACCUUACCCCAGGACCUGGGCACCAACCUGGGCUUAGAAGUGGGAGAACCGGAGGUGGCGGCUGAGGCUUACAGCGAGAUGGGAGGCUCUCCGAAUGAAGAGCAAGAAGAAGAGGAGCUCAGCGAUACAGAGCUGGAUGACAGAGUUCCAUCUCCUCUCCAAUGCCCAGACAGAAACCACCAAUCACAGGAGUCCCAGGAAGAAUUUGAUACACUGUUUGACUCUUUGGCAGAAGAGCAAGUCCCAUCCCCAAAAGAGGAAGGUCCACCUCCUCUGACUGAUAAUGACCUGGCUGUCUUUGAUCCCUGCUAUAAACAAGAUAAAUCCAAUUCCUCCAGUGACCACUCAGAAUUGUUCUCACUGCCGCCUACCAGUCUGGACGGAGUGGACGUGGGUUACUUAAACCAAGCCGCCACUGAGCUAACAGCUGCAAUGGAGAGGGAGAAGGAGGGAGAGUUUAGUUCUGCCAUACGUGGAUACAGGACGGCAGUGGAUAUCCUGAUCACUGGAGUACAGGGUGAUCCAGAUCCAAAACGCAAGGAGUCUGUGAUGAGACGAACGGCCCAGUAUCUGAAGCACACUGAGAUGUUGGUCGACAGGCACUCCUCGCCCACACACACUCACACACCUACACACACACAUACACAGGAGCCUUAGAUGCACGCGCACGUUUUAUAUAAACUGUUCACACACAUGAAGACAGCUCAAAGACAAAGAAGCUCAGGGUUGUGACAUACCAACACACACACACACACACACACACACACACACACACACACACACACACACACACACACACACACACACACACACACACACACACACACACACACACUUUCUCUCUCUAUAGAAGCACCCCGAGGCAUACUUACACAAGGUAUAAGACACAGUAUGUUUACACACCUAAUUACAUUCAGGACACACACACACACACACACACACACACAUAGACACACACUCCUGAGGUACACACUACAUCGCAGACUGCUACUUUAGCUGCCUUUGCGUAGUGAAAAAUGUGUGAUUUACUUAAUCUAAAUAUAAAGUAACUGUAAACUCAAAUGGAUACACAUCCUUCAUCUCUCUCUCUCUCUUGUUUGAUUCUUACCCUCCUUUUAUAAUGUUUUCUUGUCAAAUACAGUUUGAAUUUUGCACAAACAAUGUAAUGAUUAAUAAAUAUGAAUUUAA